CAGUCACUCCCCGCACAGCUGCUUCCUUGUUGUCCUGUUCGUCCCUGUGAUUUUUCCUUUGUAACAAAGUACCCGUCAGUUCAGAAGCAGCCAUGACCCAAUUGGAGAUGGCCAUGGGCCUCCUGAUGAGCACCUUCGAUCAGUACGCUGGCGCCGAGGGGAAGAAGGACACGCUCAACAAAGCCGAGGUCAAGACUAUGUUGGAGAAGGAGCUGCCUGGGUUUCUCAAGUCUGCAAAGAACCCAGAUGAGGUUGACAAGAUGUUGAAAGGGCUGGACUUUAACGGGGACGCAGAGGUCGACUUCAACGAGUUCGUGGUGCUGGUAGCUGCUCUGACGAGCGCCGUCCACGACCGCGUCUCCAAGAAGUGAGCAGGAAAACCACAAACCGGGACUCCAGCAGUGACGUGACAUCUGUAUAGUUAUUGUUAUUUUGUGAUGACUGAUUAAAGAGAAUUAUCUGUCUUUA
This is a messenger RNA of Cololabis saira (Pacific saury), 468 nucleotides long. RefSeq names its product protein S100-P-like. The transcript is spliced from 2 exons. Gene Ontology annotation, biological process: endothelial cell migration. Bases 93 to 371 code for a protein of 92 amino acids. NCBI's taxonomy places the organism in Eukaryota, Metazoa, Chordata, Actinopteri, Beloniformes, Belonidae. The record is from RefSeq and is a predicted model, not a curated record. Gene Ontology annotation, cellular component: extracellular exosome; cytoplasm. Gene Ontology annotation, molecular function: calcium ion binding; transition metal ion binding.